AUGGAGGUGGAAUCCUCUGACAAUAUCAGUAAGAAGGGGAUUAAGAAGAAAGCAAAGAAGAGAAGGCGUAACGUUAAGAAGGAAGACGAGGAAUAUGUCGAGAAUGUUCGAGAAGCAAGAAAACUUAAGGCAAAAUUUUCAUCUUCGAAGAGAAAAGCAAAGGAUGACGAUAUGGCAUUUUUGAAGGUUAAUGGCUCUGGUAGCUGCACACCCAAAAUAAGAAACUCUGAAACCCAUAAUAAUCUUAUUAAAAGAGCAGAGGAGGCGCAGAUCAAUCGAAUUUUUCAGGUAGAUAUCCGGCCAGAAGCACUGCAAACUCUAUGGAUGUGUGCACUUUGUCAUCAAAGAUCUGCUCAAGAUGAUCUUGGUGACCUUUUUGGUCCUUACUAUGUGAACAUGCGACCUGAAGGGCAGUGGCCAAGUUUCCUCUUCAAAAAGUCGUUAAAGGCAUCACCCCACGAAUCUGAGGUGGUGCAGAUUUCAGGUGAAGUAUUCUUAUAA
This is a messenger RNA of Necator americanus (New World hookworm), 501 nucleotides long. RefSeq lists its product as uncharacterized. The coding region runs from base 1 to 501 and encodes 166 amino acids. The transcript is spliced from 5 exons. The record is from RefSeq and is a predicted model, not a curated record. NCBI's taxonomy places the organism in Eukaryota, Metazoa, Nematoda, Chromadorea, Rhabditida, Ancylostomatidae.